Diversispora eburnea is the source of this 1596-nucleotide messenger RNA. NCBI's taxonomy places the organism in Eukaryota, Fungi, Glomeromycota, Glomeromycetes, Diversisporales, Diversisporaceae. The record is from the annotation of a GenBank genome assembly.
AUGUUUGAACAGUUAUCAAAUUUCGAUAUGGAUCCUUACCAAAUUACAUAUAAAGUUAUUCAACAACCGAAAGAUAAUACAUUUGAUUUCAUUUUUGAAACUGAUGAUACGAGAACUAAAAAACUUCAUCGAAAUUCUAAAGCAAAUAAAGAUAUCGUGUGUCUUGUUGAUGUCCCAUUCCCGCCAAAUUUAUCUGCAGAAGACCUAAUAAGACCCAGAAAUGAGAGAUGUGGUAAAGUUAAAGUACCUAAUAAAUUCUUUAUAUACAGAAAAUGGUAUACCAUGUGUUUGGGCGGAAUUGGACGGAAAAAUGAACAAACGUCAAUCUCUCGUUAUAUUUCUGAAAAAUGGCGCAAUGAACCUCAAGGAAUAAAGGAUUUUUAUCAUGACUUGUCUAUGCAAGCGAAUGAAGAAGAAGCAACAAGUGAUAAUGAGUCAGUGGCAAUAGUAAAUUGCUUUCUGAGUAAACAUAAAGCAUGGAGAAAACAAGUGGAAAUGAAGAAAACUGAAAAGAACCAUGAAGACUGGAAAUUAUACAUUGCAGUUUAUUUUGGAAAAGAGAAGGAUGUUGAAAGAGCAUGUAAAAUUGAAAUUGAGGGAAACAAAGAAAAUGAAAUAUCCAAUUUAGUUAGAGUCAUAGUAACUCAAAAUAAAAGUAUCAAUAAAGAGAAUAGUUCAAAUUUUGGAUAUUCCGGCGUGCGAUCAUCAGCAAUUGCACAUUUUGAAGAUUGUGCUAUUGCAGAUCAUAUUUGGCAGAUUGCACAAAUGGAAGCAAAAACUUGUUAUUUUCCAAGAAAUUUAUAUGGAAAAAAGAAAAGAAUGACAAUUGCAACAUUAGAAAGUGCAGAAGAAAAAGUAAAAAUCAUGGAACAAGCCUGGGAAGCUGACCAAAUUGUACAAAAAUUUAAAGGAUCAUAUAGAUCUAGGUACAGGAUAUCUGAUGCUGUUAAAAGAAAUGUGAACAGGAAUAAAGAAAAUAAGGAAGGGGACAGUAACCAAGAAAACAUUUUGAAAGCCAUAUUGGAAACACUUCAAAACAUAAAACAAGAUAUAUUAGAUAUUAAGCAACACAACAAUGACAUGGAAGAGAAAGAAGAUGGAGAUUUAGAUAAUACUGUGAAAGAAGUGUCUAAUGCAACUACUGAAAAUAUAAGAACCAAAGAAAAACAAAUUAGAAAGUAUGGAAAUAUGUCUAAUCUAUCUAAACAACAGGACAAUAUAAGAAAAAGUGAACAAACUUCAAAAAAUAAUAAUAUAAACAAUACAAAUAAUAAACAUUUAAACAUAAAUGACAUAUCAUAUAAUGCAUCAGAAAAUAAUAAAAAAUCAAAAAAAAAUAGUAAAAAUAAUGAAAAAACAAAAAAUAACAAGGAUCUAAUUAGUGAAAUUAACAACAACAAUAAUAAUCAAAUAUCAAACUUGGACAUUAAUAUGAAUAACAAUACAGUAGAUAUAGAAAAAGAAAAUAAUAAUAAUAAAUUUAUGAGAAUAGCUACUCAAAAUAUUAAGGGAAUAAUAAGUAUAGCUAAACAAAUGGAUUGGUUGAAUAACUGUAUAGAAAAAGAAUUUGAUAUAAUAGGGCUAACUGAAACAUGA